AAAUCGUCCUGCAUGUCAGGCAACCCUGCGCAAGGGUCGUGCGCGACUCGGCGCCACGCCGGUAGGUGGCCGCGCGAGUCUUCUCUCCCAUAAAUGAUAUUAUGCGCAGCGGCUUCAAAGCGACUUUGAUAUUUUGACAAAAAGUUUAUCCCUGUGUCGUAUAAGUGCUGCAUCACACAUCAAGUGCUUUCUGCGAAGUUUAUUUGGAACAUAUGGCAAAAAAAAUAUCACCAUGUCGGAUAAACCAUCGACCUCAAGUCAUUCAAGUAGAAGAUCUGUGAAAAAUUUGAAUAACAUUGAUUUGAUCGGCAACACUGCGCAUCAGAUCACGGGCGCCAAACUUCCGUGCAUCAAACAAGUGUUACAAGUGAUGUUCCAUAAUAUGCGAUUUGUUGGACUUACUGCAAAAGACAGUGCAAAAUUGACCAUAAGUGCAGCUGUAAUAUUUUGGCAACAAGCUCGCAUUCCAAUUAUUAAUGAUGAUAAGUGUGUGAAAAAGCUGAUGAAAGUUUACGACCAAUGGAAAAACAUACAAAGAACUGUCCCAGAUAAAAGGUCAAAUGCACAAAAGCAAGUUGCCGAACAAUUUACUCAAAAUCUUGAUGAUUUGUUUGAUAUUGCCAUCGGUGAUGCGUUGGAAAAAAUUCGAAUUGAAGAGGACAGAGAAUUUUUAAAAUUGCAAAGACAAAAAGGUCGUCCAGGCUGCAUGGUUGGUGUCGAUAUGAAGUUAUAUGGGCGAGAAAAACGUACGCAAGAACGACAAGAAAAAGAAGAAGCGCGUAAAAGAAAACACGAGGAAGAGAUGGCUAGACCUUCAGAUGUCGUGAAUUGUGAUGAUGAAGAUGCUGAAAUGCCAUUUUGUGAAACGAUUGAUGAAGAAAAUGAACCGAUUGACGAUGACUGGGAACCAGAGAAAGUAGCUGGUAACGCAACAUCCGCCAAAAAAAGAGGCCGAAAAGAAUUCAUCACAGCAAGAUUGGCUGCUGCACUUGAUAAUGCUAAAGUUUCGGAUGGUAUGGCCGUGCAUAUCCUCAUUGCAGCUGCUGAAGCAUUUGGAAGACGGGCUGAAGAGUUAGCUAUCAACCGUUCAACUAUUCAUCGCGCUCGCCUGGAACAUCGAUUGGAAGAUACAAAAGAUGUGAUGGCUCGGUUUCCCGACAACAUAAAUACCGUUGGAUCAUUAGUUGUUCAUUGGGAUGGCAAACUACUACAAGAUUUGAUUGGUAGACUCAAAGUUGAGCGCAUAGCAGUUCUUGUGAGCUACAAUGGGACAUCCAAGUUCCUCGGAGCACCGAAAAUUGAAUCGUCAAGUGGAGAACACAUUGCUGCUGCGGUUCGCUUACAAAAAGAGAAGCGAAUGGUUUGCGCGGUAUUUGCAUUUUUCUCAUCAAACUUUAUAUCAAGCCAUGGUUCAGAUGUACGAAUGCUAUAG
Anastrepha obliqua is the source of this 1432-nucleotide messenger RNA. RefSeq lists its product as uncharacterized. The transcript is spliced from 3 exons. The coding region runs from base 233 to 1432 and encodes 399 amino acids. The record is from RefSeq and is a predicted model, not a curated record. Lineage: Eukaryota; Metazoa; Arthropoda; Insecta; Diptera; Tephritidae.